Messenger RNA from Condylostylus longicornis, 421 nucleotides. RefSeq lists its product as uncharacterized. The transcript has 2 exons. The coding region runs from base 56 to 421 and encodes 121 amino acids. NCBI's taxonomy places the organism in Eukaryota, Metazoa, Arthropoda, Insecta, Diptera, Dolichopodidae. The record is from RefSeq and is a predicted model, not a curated record.
UUUCAAAUUUACCUUCAUUCAAUCAACAACCAUUUAAAAAAAAAAAUCAAUCAAAAUGAAAUAUUUAUUAAUUGCAAUUGCUGUUUUUGCCACUGUUACUGCUGAUGUUUCACAUUUAGCUGGUCAAGAUGGUUAUAAUUAUCCACAUGUUAUAGAAGAACAUCAUCAUCAUGAAGAAAUACCAACUGCUAUACAAGAAUCAUCAGAAUAUUUGCCACCAGUUCAAGAUGCUAUUGUAUCAGAACCAGCUGCAGAACAAAUUAUUGAAGAAAUUGCACCAUCUAGUGAAUAUUUACCACCACAACAAGCAGCUGUAGAGCAUAUUGAUUCUAUUGUUGAAGCAGAACCAGCUCAUAUUUUAGCUGAUGAUGGUUAUCGUUACAAAACUGUAAAGAAAUACAGAUACAGACAUAGAUAUUAA